UAAAGAUGCACUAUUCGUAAACAGAUCUCACCUCAGGACGGUACCAUGCCCUCUCGACACAUCCUCACCUUGCUCGCUCCAGCUUGGGGCCACUCGCUGCCUUAUAUCCACCUGACGACGCGAAUGCUGGCCUCGGAUCCGGAGUUGGUCGUAACGAUUGUGCAGCACAACAUUCUCGUUCCACAGAUGAAGAAGGAGCUGAACUCGUGUUCGUACGAUACGAGCAGGUUGAAGAUUGAGGGUGUAGGGGACAACAACAUCCAAUUUUCGCCGACGAUCGUCGAAAAGAUGGUCGAACAGCUUACAGCCGGAUGGAUCGAACACCUCACGAAAGCAGUCACCGGAGGAACAACUUGGCCCAAGCCUAGAACGCUACACAUGGAUUUCAUAGGAGGAGGAUUUGUCGCCAAGCGCUCGAAAGCCUUGUUGGGACCGGAAGGAAAGAUCCUGCUCUGGUGGUCCACUGGAGUCGCGGCCUGUGUUGACCAUUGCAGUGAAUACGACUACGCGAAAAUCGCGAGCGAGAUAUACGCCGACGAGAACAAACGAGCGGGCAGAACGAUCGAAGAAAUUAUUGGCGAUGUCGUUUGCGCAGGAAAUGGGAGCGAUGAACUCGAUGGCAGGAUCCUAGAAAUCGUCGGUGGAGUCAAGAUAUACGAUUAUGAGCACAACGCACAGGGCGCAGGAUCACCACGGAACCUCGCUCCUGUUCUAGCGGUUGGACAGCAAUUGGCUCAAUUGGCUGACGGUUUCUUUUGCCCGACCAGCAGCGCCCUCGAGCCAGUCACAGCUCCUCUUUGUCGCGAGUACUACAAACAGCGGGGACAAGAACUGUUCCUUGUCGGCCCUCAAAUGCACGAUUCUGAAUGGGAGGCGCCGUCGGCAGGUCCAGGUCCUAACGAUGAAAGAGUGAAAUCAUUCCUGGCUGGUGCGUACAAGACAUACGGGCCGAAAUCCGUGUUGUACAUCUCUUUCGGCUCCCUGUUUUUCCCUGUCGAGACACCUCAUCUGCUCGAGGUGAUGAUCGACGUCUUGCUGGGUCUCGAUAGUGUGAUCCCCUUCGUGUUUGUGCUGGCCGGGACUAUGGGCUCCCUGCCGAGAGAUACCAUCGAUCGUAUUCAUGCCAGUGGCAGAGGAAUUGUAUGCACUUAUUGGGUUGAUCAGAAAGCCAUUCUCAAGAGUGGCACAGUCGGCUGGUUUCUAACUCAUGGGGGCUACAAUUCGUUGACUGAAGCACUAAGCCAAGGGAUUCCACUCAUCUUCUGGCCAUUGGGAGCAGAGCAAGCCCUCAAUGCGGCAAUGCUUUCGACUGGUUUACAUCCCAUUGGAAUCGAGCUGUUUCAGGUCUCUGCCAUCCGAGCUGGUGCCCAAUUGGGCCCUUCUCUCCGUCCUGAAGCACCAAAGAUCACAGGGGCAGCUGAGGACGCAAAAAUUGAGUUUCAGCAAGCAUUCAGUGAUCUCAGAGGACUGAGAGGUAAAGUCCUUGGGCAAAAUGCUACCCGUAUUGAGGAGUUGUGGCGCGUGGAGAGAAACCAUGGAGAACCUGUGCAAGAGAUCUUAAUGCUGACAAGAUUCUGAGAACAGGCUGAUAGCUAGACAUGGGUACACUGAUAGAGUUUGAGAUGAAGUACAC
Molecule: messenger RNA, 1633 nt
Organism: Mycena citricolor
Lineage: Eukaryota; Fungi; Basidiomycota; Agaricomycetes; Agaricales; Mycenaceae
Source: the annotation of a GenBank genome assembly